AAGCGAGCAAGAUCUAUUUUCUGUUCCGUUGUAGAUGCUUUCACCGCCUAUCUGUCAAGGCUUAUCGAAAGAAUUAUCAAAAUUGUUGCACAAUGAGUAUUCCUGCGAAAUGGUGGUAUUGUGGUUUCUUGGUACCACUUCCUUCCUGUUGGAUCGUACAGUCACUCAUUCUAUUCGCUGAGCCUUUGCAGUUUGCGAUCUUACCUUGUCGAUUCACCAUUUUAUCAUACAUUUUUCCACAGUGGAAUACAAUGUCCUGUCUGUAAACCUCGUAACUGUCGGUGCAACUCGUCGAGCACUUAACAGUUACCGUACUCGUUAAUGUAAACUUAUUAACACGUUUAGUUUAUAACGUUAAUAAGUACUGUGUAUUUAUUGACACGUUUGGUUUUGUGUAAAAGGGAAUCCCGUGUAACUUUUUCACUCGCAGUAGUUCAGAAAAAAUGUGGCGUUUAAUACUUUUAAUGCUGGCAAAUUGUGCACUCGCUUAUAAUAUUGAUACGGACAAUGUUAAACUGUUCGAUGACCCUGCUAGAGGUGAAAGAUCCAGGGGAAGUUACUUCGGUUAUUCCGUAGCCCUUUAUACAGAAGAGUCUUCAGGCUCUAGGAUUUCGCUGGUUCUUGUCGGAGCACCGCGGGCGAAUAACAGUCAACAAAGUUCUGUCAAAGAGCCGGGAAUUGUGUUUAAGUGCCCUGUAGAAAUAGGAAGUGAGUGUAAGGAGUGGUUUUUAGACAAUACUAAAAACGGCAGACGACCUCGUUACAAUCAUGUCAUACAGGAGAAGGAUAAUGCCUGGACGGGCGCGACGAUUGCGAUACAAAACGGCUCAAAACCUAAAGUUGUGGUCUGCGCACCACGUUGGAAAAAUACGUUCCCGAAUGGAAGACAGGUUUCGUACAUGAAUGGUCUUUGUUACUGGACAACUAUAAAUAGUAACAAAUCAUUCGAGAUGGAAGCCACUAAUUUACUCUUCUCAAGCUCGGAAGUCGCCCAACAGACUGCCGAUUUAAGUUACGCAAGAAUCUACAACUUCGGCAUGAGCGAAAUGGGAUUUUCACUACACACGUUUUACGAUAAACCCCGUUUCAAUAUUCUGGCAGGUAGCCCAGGUGUUUUCAAUUGGAAAGGCGUACCUAUAUUGUUUAAAGAGACAACUUCGGGAUACGAAAGAAUUAUUCCUUACAUAAGCGACGAGUAUAUGCUCCAAGGGAACGAGUACUUCGGGUACUCUCAGACGUCGGGAUAUUACUUCAAGGACGGUCAACGUUUGUUCGCAUCGGCAGCUCCCCGAGGUGCGCAAUUACGAGGGAAAGUAAUCGUUUUCUCGUUACCUCAGUUGUCCGGUAAAAAGAUAUCCAUUGUGAGGAUCUUAGAAGGCGAGGAACUUGGUGAAUAUUUUGGCGGGGCCUUGACAACCUGUGAUUUAAACAAUGACGGUAGAGAUGAUUUAAUAGUUGGAGCGCCUUCGUGGGGAAAAGAAAUAGAGGAAGGACGCGUGUACUUGUUUAAGGGAAGGACCGAUGAGAAUUUUCAAAUGCAAAGUUUCGACGGAGAAGUCCCCAGAGGAAGGUUCGGGACAACUGUAACUUGUCUGGGUGAUAUCGACCGUGAUAAUUAUAUGGACAUUGCUGUUGGGGCACCGUAUGAAAAUGAUCACGGGGCUGUGUAUAUUUUUAAUGGAGGAAUGCACGGAUUGCCACGAAGGUACAGCCAGAAAAUCUCUGGUUCCCCUGGCUUGGGAGGAAUUCGCGGUUUUGGUAUCUCCAUUUCCGAGCCUCGUGAUAUUGACGGCAAUGGAUAUCUGGAUUUCGCCGUGGGCGCUUAUUUGUCGGGACAUGUUAUUUUAUUCUACUCUAGACCGGUCGUUACCCUAACUGUUAAAGUGACGUACUCUGGGAAGUUGAAGCUGCAGGCCAAUUCGACGUACUUUUUCAUUGACGUGUGCACAUUUUAUGCCGGCAGUAAUGUGCCCAAGACGUUAAACCUGACGAGGAUUUUAAAACUCGACGAAACAUAUGGCAGGGUGAGAUAUGGAAAGGAGAAAACCGAUGCCAGGAUAUUCAAGAUUCCUGAUAUCGUGGAGAGAGGAACAAACUUAUGCAGUCAGUUGAAACUCCUUAUUAACGAGGCCAUACAGAAUGUCGUCGACCCGAUCGAAAUAUUCGUAUCUUUGCAUUUGAGCAACGAACUUGAAGACAAAUCGAGAUGUUCAUCUUGCCCCGUUGUUAACAAAGACCUGUCAAAAGUAGAAGAUGCCAUAUCGUUGCCCUUUGCCGUGGAUUGCGGCAACGACGACAUUUGCAUGACAGACUUGGAAGCAAAACUUACAACCAAUUUGCCGAGUGGUGACCGCUUCGUCAUCGGCUCCACAUUUCCCAUCAAAUUGGAUAUCACUGUUCGUAAUAGAGCCGAACCGGCUUAUCAGACUCGGGCGAUUUUGUAUAUACCAGAGCCCCUGGCAUUGGGGAGUUUGCCGCCAGAAUGCACUGAAAGUUGCCGCAGAAACGGCUCACUGGAAGUAAUUUGUAACAUUGACAACCCGCUUAGAACGAGCAAGACGUCAGUCUUGGAGCUGGAUGCCAGUGGUGUACCGACUGACUACGAGCAGUUGCAAAUUGUUGCAAAGGUUAUUACUCAAAGCGAGGAGAUCACUCCAGGCGAUAACAUCGAUCGGUUGACUAUUUAUUUUGACGUCGAUGUGAACUUGGCAAUAGUUGGGAAAGCGCAAGAAGACUUGUACUCGUAUUUUCAUAGAGACGAGGAGGAGCGAUUAAGAAGCAUAAGGUUUCAACACAUUUAUGAGGUACAGAAACUCGGAGUAAGUCCCAUCGAAGAAAGCGUACUCUCUGUCCUAAUGCCGACACAUGUAAUGGAUGAAAAUCGGCCUCGUCAGAUCGUAAAUGUCAAUGAAACAAUUGGGUACAAGGACGGCCGCCACCUGUUUUGCACAGUAACUAAUCAGUCAGCUGAUCCGGAUCCUAAAGGACAAUUUCUUUCUGGAGUAUUUAGAAAUAAUCAAUACAGUAUAUCGAAUGAAAUGAGGAAUUACUUCUCUGGGGUCAAGGGACAAGAAGGAAAGUCUAAUGACUCCGAGAAGGACAAUCAGCUAUUGAACGUUCCUAGGGAGAACAGGACGCUGUUUAUAAACUGUACAAAUCCAGCAGUACUUUGUGCAAAUAUCAGUUGUAGUUUAGGAAGCUUCGAAAGUUCAUUGUCGACUGUCAAGCUUUUGGUUACGUUAGACUUGCAGUUGUCAAAUUUGAAACCUUCUGCCAUGGAGGGGAAGGAUAUUAUAUAUUACGUGUCAAUGGGCAGUGUUAAAAUGACACAUCCGGAUCGCGUGGUUCAGACUGUGGGAGACAAAUAUAAUAAUGUCCUUGUUGCAACGACAUUCGUUGGAUCACCGAUUAAGGGUCAUGUUGCUCUAUGGGUUAUUGUUUUGUCAGUUUUCCUUGGAAUCGUGUUACUCAUUCUUUUAGUUUUGGGAUUGAUAAAAUACGGCUUCUUCAGUAGAAAAAAGAAAAUGGAGCUUGAAGCAUUGAUGGCGGAAACUGAUAAAACGGACAUGAUCGUGUUAGAAACGAGUUCCUCAAUGGAAGUUUUGGACCAAAAUUAAUUCCCUGAAGUGGGUAGAAAACAAGAUAAUGUUUUUACAACUAACAUUGAUAAUUUAUUUAAAUAUACUUGUCAAAGCU
Orussus abietinus is the source of this 3696-nucleotide messenger RNA. Its product is annotated as integrin alpha-8. Gene Ontology annotation, biological process: cell-matrix adhesion; cell adhesion mediated by integrin; cell-cell adhesion. Gene Ontology annotation, molecular function: integrin binding. The coding region runs from base 444 to 3617 and encodes 1057 amino acids. The transcript has 10 exons. Gene Ontology annotation, cellular component: integrin complex; external side of plasma membrane. NCBI's taxonomy places the organism in Eukaryota, Metazoa, Arthropoda, Insecta, Hymenoptera, Orussidae. The record is from RefSeq and is a predicted model, not a curated record.